AUGCCUAUUAUACAUGACCGAAUAAUCCAUAGUUCUAAAGUUUUAAAAGAUUGGGAAGGUUUACCUAUCGAAAAAGAAACAAAAAUAAAAGAUUUUUUGAAAAUAUUUCAGCAACAAUGUAUUGCUUGGGAAGCCGCAUGUCAAUAUGGAAUUUUUGUAAAUUUUUAUAUUAUAUCUCAAGAAAUAACAGAUUUUAGUAGGGCUCCUAUUAUUAAUGCUUUUGAUAUUUUAAGAGCCAAUUCAAAUGAUAUAUUUGGUGGUGGAUGGAAAGGAAAGGUAUUUGCACAAAAUGUUGGAAAAAAAUUUGUAACAGAUUUGGCAAGUGCUUUAUG
Funneliformis geosporum is the source of this 332-nucleotide messenger RNA. The record is from the annotation of a GenBank genome assembly. NCBI's taxonomy places the organism in Eukaryota, Fungi, Glomeromycota, Glomeromycetes, Glomerales, Glomeraceae.